Messenger RNA from Diaporthe citri, 297 nucleotides. RefSeq lists its product as uncharacterized. The record is from RefSeq and is a predicted model, not a curated record. The coding region runs from base 1 to 297 and encodes 98 amino acids. The transcript has 2 exons. NCBI's taxonomy places the organism in Eukaryota, Fungi, Ascomycota, Sordariomycetes, Diaporthales, Diaporthaceae.
AUGAAAUACACGUUCAUCUUUGGAGGCUUCGCUGGCCUCAGCACUGUCCUAGCAGCCGGCAACGUGCAGACCUUCAAGGGUAGUCUCGGUGGCGCCGCUCCCCCAGUCAACGAAGACGAUGCCUCUGACCGGCCCUUCUCGGUCAACGGCGCUACCUUCUUGAACAAAGGCGCCGCUGUCCAGCGCAGCUGUGCUGUCCAGCACAACGCCUGUGCCGGCACCGCAAACAGUGGAGAAGCCGACUUCAACGUCGCCGACUGCGACCAACAGCUGAACGCGUGCACCGCCGCCGCCUAA